This is a messenger RNA of Nannospalax galili (Upper Galilee mountains blind mole rat), 3442 nucleotides long. RefSeq names its product Rho GTPase activating protein 17 (gene Arhgap17). The record is from RefSeq and is a predicted model, not a curated record. The transcript is spliced from 20 exons. Gene Ontology annotation, biological process: positive regulation of GTPase activity; signal transduction; regulation of actin cytoskeleton organization. Lineage: Eukaryota; Metazoa; Chordata; Mammalia; Rodentia; Spalacidae. Gene Ontology annotation, cellular component: cytosol; intracellular anatomical structure; cytoplasm. Gene Ontology annotation, molecular function: protein binding; GTPase activator activity. Bases 194 to 2722 code for a protein of 842 amino acids.
CUCGGCUCAGCUCGGCUCCGCUCGGUGCAUCUCUUGGGGCGGGCUGUCGGGCGACGGCGCUGGAAGUGACGCUACGAGGGCGGGGCCGCAAGGGGAGCCGCCGCCGCCGCCGCCUCCUGGGCUGCGAAGCGAUGUAGGCGCCGCCAGGCCGUCCUUUACUAGCCCGGCCGGAGCCGCACGGGCCGCCGCCGCCAUGAAGAAGCAAUUCAACCGCAUGAAGCAGCUGGCCAACCAGACCGUGGGCAGAGCUGAGAAAACAGAAGUCCUCAGUGAAGACCUGCUGCAGAUUGAACGGCGCCUGGACACCGUGCGGUCAAUGUGCCACCACUCCCAUAAGCGUUUGAUAGCAUGCUUCCAGGGCCAGCAUGGCACGGAUGCUGAGAGGAGACACAAAAAGCUCCCUCUGACAGCUCUUGCUCAGAAUAUGCAGGAGGCAUCCGCCCAACUAGAAGAGUCUCUCCUGGGGAAGAUGCUGGAGACCUGUGGGGAUGCUGAGAAUCAGCUGGCUCUUGAGCUCUCUCAGCACGAAGUCUUUGUGGAGAAAGAGAUCAUGGACCCUCUCUACAGCAUAGCAGAGGUGGAGAUUCCCAACAUCCAAAAACAGAGGAAACAGCUCGCCAGAUUGGUGUUGGACUGGGAUUCGGUCAGAGCUAGGUGGAACCAAGCACACAAAUCUUCAGGAGCCAAUUUUCAGGGCCUUCCCUCCAAAAUAGACACCCUAAAGGAAGAGAUGGAUGAAGCUGGAAAUAAAGUAGAACAGUGCAAGGAUCAACUUGCAGCAGACAUGUACAACUUCAUGGCCAAAGAAGGGGAGUACGGCAGAUUCUUUGUGACGUUAUUAGAAGCCCAAGCAGAUUACCAUAGAAAAGCAUUAGCAGUCUUAGAAAAGGCCCUUCCCGAAAUGCGAGCCCAUCAAGAUAAGUGGGCGGAGAAGCCAGCCUUCGGGACACCUCUAGAGGAACACCUGAAGAGGAGUGGGCGCGAAAUUGCAGUCCCUAUUGAAGCCUGCGUCAUGCUGUUGCUGGAGUCAGGCAUGAAAGAGGAGGGCCUUUUUAGAAUUGGAGCUGGGGCCUCCAAGCUAAAGAAGUUGAAAGCUGCUUUAGACUGUUCCACUUCUCACCUGGAUGAAUUUUAUUCAGAUCCCCACGCCGUAGCAGGUGCUUUGAAGUCCUAUUUGCGGGAACUGCCUGAACCUUUGAUGACUUUUAGUCUGUAUGAAGAAUGGACACAAGUUGCAAGUGUGCAGGAUCAAGACAAAAAGCUUCAAUAUUUAUGGACAACAUGUCAGAAGUUGCCACCCCAAAAUUUUGUUAACUUUAGGUAUUUAAUAAAGUUCCUGGCAAAGCUUGCCCAGACCAGUGACAUUAAUAAAAUGACUCCCAGCAACAUAGCCAUUGUGCUAGGCCCUAACCUGCUGUGGGCCAAACAAGAAGGAACGCUGGCUGAAAUAGCAGCGGCCACAUCUGUCCAUGUGGUUGCAGUGAUUGAACCCAUCAUCCAGCACGCAGACUGGUUCUUCCCUGAAGAGGUGGACUUCAAUGUAUCGGAAGCAUUUGUGCCUCUUGCCACCCCAAAUUCUAAUCACUCAUCCCACACUGGAAAUGACUCUGACUCAGGGACUCUGGAGAGGAAGCGGCCUGCCAGCAUGGCGGUGAUGGAAGGGGACUUGGUGAAGAAAGAGAGCUUUGGUGUGAAGCUUAUGGACUUCCAGGCCCACCGGCGGGGUGGCACUCUAAAUAGAAAGCACAUAUCCCCUGCUUUCCAGCCACCACUCCCGCCCACAGAUGGCAGCGCCUUGGCUCCAGCAGGCCCAGAGCCUCCUCAGAGCUCUAAGGCUGACAGCAGCUCAGGGGGUGGGCCUGUAUCCUCCUCUGCAGGCAUACUGGAGCAGGGGCCAAGCCCGGGCGACAGCAGUCCUCCAAAACCCAAGGACUCAGUGUCAGCAGCUGUCCCUGCACCAGGAAGAAACAGCAGUCAGAUGACCACUGGCCCAAACCAGGCCCAGGCAGGUGGCAGCUCCCAUCAGCUCUCAGUAGGCCCACCUCACAGUGCUGCUGGUCCCAGCCCUCACACUGUGCGCCGUGCUGUAAAGAAACCUGCCCCAGCACCCCCCAAACCAGGAAACCCACCUCCCGGCCACCCCGUGGGCCAGAGUUCUCCAGGAGCAGCAGCUGUGCUUCCUCCCAGUGUGUCACCAAAGCCAUCCACAAGGAGCCCGUCCCCGCCCCUGCAGCAGCCCCCAGGCCCACGCCGUUUCUCCAGCAGCCUGCUACCCAUCCAGGCCCCCAGCCACCCACCACCGCAGCCCCCGACACAACCCAGGUCCAGCCAGGAGCACGGCCUGGAGCAGCCCGGCCCCACCCCGCCUCAGACCCCCACGCCACCCAGCCCCCCGCCUCUGGCCAAACAGAAUCCCAACGCCCACCCCGAGUCCACCCUGCCACAGGCAGGGACCCUCCCAAGACCGCGGCCAGUCCCCAAGCCCCGUAACCGGCCCAGCGUGCCACCGCCCCCGCAUCCACCCGGUGCCCACACACCCGGGGACAGCAGCCUCGGCCCAGGGGCACCCACCGCCUCCAAAAUCGUCACUGACACCAAUUCUAGAGUUUCAGAACCGCUUCGCAGCAUCUUUCCAGAAAUACAUUCAGAUUUGGCAAGCAAAGAAGUGCCUGGCCACAUUCUGCUGGACAUAGACAAUGACACAGAAAGUACCGCCUUGUGAAGAAAGCCACUUGCCGGCCCGUGGUCCCCUCCACCCUGCUGAGCAGAACUGGGCCAAGCAAGCCUCUGUCUUUGCAGACCAAACAGUGAAAAGCUUACAGUGAAGGCAGGAGAAGAGGCCUGACCAUGCAGGACUGGGCUCCACGCAGCUCAAGAAGACGGUAAAGGCCGACACUAAAUGCUGAAUGACCUGUGUCUGGAAGAGGUUGUUGGCUUUCUUUAGCUGGGAUGGAAAUCAUGCCAAAAGUAAUCAGAACAGAGAAAUACCAAGAACAGAGAGUAUUACUGCUGAAAACCAUGUGGGAGCCUCUGCCAGCGCUGUCAACACAGGCAGCGUGAACAGCAACAGCGAGUGAAGAGGAAGACUGAACUAUCUAUUUAAUAAAACACGUUAAUUAUGUAAGUUGCCUACUUCCUGCUACUUGGACUUUCAUUCUCACUUAUCCAGAGGGAGCCUCCAUUCCUUCACUUGCUGCAGAAUCAUUUUGUAUUAAACACAGUCUGUGUCUCCCCCAAAUCCCCUGAUCCUUGAGCAUUGAUGGCGACUGCUGGCUCUGUCGCCUCAUCAAACUGGAUGUGACUUCGUGCCUUGUGGAUUGCCAGAAUGUAGAGAUAAAUGUACUGUUCUUUUUAAAAAAACAAAACAAUGUAAUUGCUACUUGAUAAGGACCGAAUAUUAUUCUAGUUUCAUGUUUAAUUUGAAUUAAAUAUAUUCUGUGGU